AUGAUGGAGAGAGCAGAUUCUGUGCAGAAGCUGUACACACGUAUGCGACUAUGGGAAUUUACCGAUCAGUAUGUGAUUGAGCCUACAGAUGGCUCUUCUGGUUCGUCUUUGGCUGUUAGUCGACUUGAUGGCUCCAUGAAACUAAUCGAUGAGGUUCCGGAAUGUACCACUCUACGAGUUCCUAAGAUUUUUACUAUUUAUGGUGUUGUUGGGAUAGUGAGGCUUUUGGCUGGAUCAUAUUUGAUGGUCAUAACUGAGCGUGAAUGUGCUGGAUCUUACUUGGGGCAUCCAAUUUUCAAAAUUUUAUCCAUGAAGGUUUUUCCAUGUGAUCAUUCACUUAAAAGUACCCCUGCCGAACAGAAGAAGGCGGAGAUGGAGUUUUCUAGCCUACUAAAUGUUGCUGAGAAAACUUCUGGCCUAUUCUUCUCAUAUGAAACUAAUUUAACUCUGAGUGCCCAGCGGUUGAAUGACUUGGGUGAUGAGUCUAGAUUGCUUCCUCUUUGGAGACAGGCAGAGCCUCGAUUUCUAUGGAACAAUUAUAUGUUAGAAGUGCUCAUAGAUAACAAGCUUGACCCAUACUUACUCCCUAUAGUUCAAGGCAGUUUUCAUUACUUUCAAGCAGCCAUUGGGAAAGAUAUUAUUGACGUCACUUUGAUUGCGAGGAGAUGCACUAGAAGAAAUGGAACUCGAAUGUGGAGAAGAGGAGCUGAUCCAGAUGGAUAUGUUGCCAAUUUUGUGGAAACAGAACAACUUAUGCAGUUCAAUGGGUAUACUGCUUCUUUUGUUCAGGUUCGUGGUUCGAUUCCUCUGCUCUGGCAGCAAAUUGUUGACUUAACAUAUAAACCGAAGUUCGAACUAUUGAAACUCGAGGAUGCUCCACGAGUCCUCGAGAGGCAUAUAUUAGAUUUAAGAAAAAAAUAUGGAGCUGUGUUGGCUGUUGAUCUUGUUAACAAGCAUGGCGGAGAAGGGCGGCUAUGUGAAAAAUUUGGCAGUACAAUGCAGCAUGUGGCUAGUGAUGAUGUAAGAUAUGUUCACUUUGAUUUCCAUCAUGUCUGUGGACACGUUCAUUUUGAACGUCUAUCAUUGCUUUAUGAUCAAAUAUCAGAUUUUCUUGAGAGAAACGGAUAUCUUUUGUUGAACGAAAAGGGAGAGAAAAUGAAGGAGCAACUUGGAGUUGUUAGGACCAACUGUAUUGAUUGUCUCGACCGAACAAAUGUAACUCAGAGCAUGAUAGGCCGAAAUAUGUUAGAAUACCAGCUUAGAAGGCUUGGAGUCUUUGGGGCUGAAGAAACCAUUAGUUCACAUCCAAAUCUUGAUGAAAGGUUUAAGAUCUUGUGGGCUAAUCAUGGGGAUGAUGUAAGUAUCCAAUAUUCAGGAACUCCUGCUCUGAAAGGAGACUUUGUCAGGUUUGGGCAUCGCACUGUUCAAGGGAUAGUAAAUGAUUGUUGGAAUGCUCUCCAAAGAUAUUAUUUGAAUAACUUUUGUGAUGGAACAAAGCAGGAUGCAAUUGAUCUCCUGCAAGGACAUUAUAUAGUAUCUGUUGGCCGAGAUACAGCUGCUUCUUCUCAGAAAGGAGGAAUUGAAGCUAUAGCUUCGUUUCCUCUGGCUUUCGCUCUGGUUUUAACUGGAUUUCUUUUUGCAACCAUGUCAUUGAGACAAGUUCGUUAUGAUUUUAGGCACUUCUUCUUUUCGCUAAUGUGGGCUGGCAUUAGUGUCGGUUUAGCAGCUUUUGUGAGGGCCAACGGACGGGUUUUCUGCAACAGACCCCGCCUAAACAAUCCCCAACGUUAA
This is a messenger RNA of Lathyrus sativus (Indian pea), 1791 nucleotides long. The record is from the annotation of a GenBank genome assembly. Lineage: Eukaryota; Viridiplantae; Streptophyta; Magnoliopsida; Fabales; Fabaceae.